Messenger RNA from Closterium sp. NIES-65, 1098 nucleotides. The record is from the annotation of a GenBank genome assembly. NCBI's taxonomy places the organism in Eukaryota, Viridiplantae, Streptophyta, Zygnematophyceae, Desmidiales, Closteriaceae.
AUGGCUACCCCCAGUGUCCUUACCUUUGAUGUUGAGGGCCGUGCUGUUGACUUCGAGUGGGCCACACGCGAUGCUGCUGCCCAUCUUGCUGUGCGUCGCCACUUACCGACCGCUGAGCGUGCGCACUUUAGUCAGUACAAGAGUGCUAAGACCUUGUACGACGCUGUCGUUGCACGCUACUCUUCCCCUGCCAUUGCUGCUCUUAGCCGCCUCAUACUACCGUACUUGUUCCCUGACCUCCCCGCCUUUCCCACAGUCGCUGACCUCACUACGCACCAUCGCACUAGUCACACCCGCUACCGCGCUGCGCUUCCUGCUAAGUUCUGUGCCAAGAACCCUCCCCCCAUGUACAUCACCCAUUACUACAUAGUUACCCGGCUCCCUGACUCCCUUCGCUUAGUCAGGGACCACUUCCUCUCAGUUUGCCCCACCACACUUACCGUUGACCUUCUCGAGGAGCGCCUCCUGGCAGCAGAGAAGAGCAUAGUCGCUGUAGGAGCCUCUCGUGGUGACCCUCGUACCCCCGUCUUUGAGGGGUGUUCCCCCUCCCCCCUCUUCCUUUCUAUUGCUUCUGCUGUUGCGGCCGACCUCGUUGGCUUCGAGUCGGUCGGAGGUGCGUCUGCCCCUAGCGGGAGACGCCGCACCGGCAAGGGCAAGGGGGGCAAGGGCGCUGGAGGGGCUGGCGGGGGCGGUGGAGGUGGCGGUGGAGGUAGUGGAGGGGGUGGGGGUGGUGGUGGGAGUGGUGGCGGGGGUGGAGGUGUCGGUGGCAGCAGUGGAGGCGGAGGAGGCGGCGGCGGUGGCGGUGGGAGCGGAGGCGGCGGAGGUGGCGUAGGCGGCGGCGGCAGCGGUGGAGCUAGUCGCGGCUCUGCGCAGAGGAAUGGCUCCGGUGGUGGUCCGCGCCAGCUGCAGCAGCGCACUCGUGAGACCCCGUCCCCCCAGCAGCUUCGUAAGUGGUACGCUGGGCGUCAGCGAGGUGGGGGUACUGGUCCCUGUACCUACGUCCUCCGUACCGGCGACCGCGCUUGUGAGCAGUGCGGGGGCUCGCACUCCGUCCAGCGCUGCUUCGGCCGCCUGACGGACGCUUGGCGUCACCGCUAG